UCUCCUCAACGCUCGUUGCUGUCGGAGAGCUCAAUGUUCGUUUAGAAAUCACUUUCCUACCCCAGUGAACGAGACGAGUCGCACGCAGUCUGGCAAGUGGGGUUUGCCUCUUCUGCACACGGCAGCCCUGGCAAGGUUCUCAACUCGACUCAUCUGGCCGUGUUAUUGAGCACUCUUCAAUCCUUUGAUGUUGCCAAUGCAGGAGCUCGCCACCAAUUCGUCCGUUGUCAAUGGAAGUGAGAAAGACCAGCACGGACUUGCGCAGUCGCCGUCUGCCAAUCCAUCGUCUGCUGCAUUCACGGCCGUCAAUGGCGCCAUUCACUCCUCUGCGUUGUUCCGACCACGCGAGGCCUCGUUGACGUCCAUCGAUCGCCCUGCUUCGUUUGCGAAUGCCGCUGCUACGACUGACCAGUAUUCGCCUGUACGUCCGUCUGGCGAAAGGGAUUCACCACCGAUGACGGGCAAGCGGAAGAGGGAAGGUCAACUUCAGACAGACGUGCCGUCUCAUGACGCUGCGCGCGCAAUCAAUGGACAGGAUGAUGCGCCUGGCUCUCCACCUCGUCACGCGCUACCGACCUUGGACUCUGCCAUCGACCUGACCUCUGCUCAAUUUCGCGAUCCAAGUCGCAGUUCCGGCUCACCCUUCAGCGACUCCUCUGCCCGACUUUCCACGCAACGGGCAAGGUCGCCGAAAGAGAGAUGGAACCAAGGCGCGCCUCCACCCAAGCCUCGUCCCGAGACAGAGGCCAGCAUAUCUGCAUCCCUGCAACAGUUUCAACAGCAAUCCCAGCAGACGCAGGACGUGAGGCGAAGCUCACCCACAACGCCUCGCGCGCCUUCGAUUCCAGGCGAAAGAGACGACCGCACAAGCGUGCCCGCGCAGUCAGACGACACUCCCAACAGCGGCGACUACAUGGACCCCAAGCGACGAAAACGCAACUUCAGUAACCGCACCAAAACAGGCUGUCAUACCUGCAGGAGAAGGAAGAAGAAAUGUGAUGAGCGGAAACCAACGUGUAUAAACUGCGAGCGCGGGGCCUAUGCCUGCGAGGGCUACGGAGCGAAGCCAUCGAAUUUCAAGGUGUCCACUCGCGUCCUCGCGGCCAACUCACCCCCAUCGAAACCGGCUACAUCGCCGCACGUCGCUCGUCGAAGAGAUGAACCAUCCAUGGGUACGGCGGAGGGGCGAAGUUAUUCGCAUUGGGGCCGCAUAUCGCCACCAGGUGCAGCUGCCCUGCCACAACCUACUUCAUUCUCCGCCGCUCGCGCUCCUGCUCCUCUCCCGCCGACUCUGCUGCCUCCUCCCGAACCCGAACUUCCACGUGCCUAUGUCCGCGGCGCCCCACCAAGCUCCAAACAGAUGACCACCUCCGAAGCCUGGCCGAAUUUCGCCUUUCGACAUCACGAUACUACGUCGCGCCAGGUUGAGCUUCCCCCUCCGCCCGGCUUCCCAAGCACCGUCCCUCUUCACUCCCCACACAGCCUGCACGACGCCCGCACGUCUCACUCCAUGCCGCCGUAUCCGCAGCUUUCCAUUCCGACCCCACGACCACCCACGACGCCGCUCCAACCGCCUCCCCCUCUUCAACACCAGCUCCCACCGCAGCCAAUAUCAACGCCUGUGGAAGUCUGGCAUCAACCGCCUCCCAACAGUACCAUCCAUCCCCCUUACCAACCAUCUUCAUACACCACCUCCGUCCUGAACCCGAUUUCCCGCCGCGCAAGCACGACAACAAAAAUCACCGGCACCUCCCAACCCCCGCCUAACACCCUCCCACUGACACACACCGCCUUUGCCGAAAAAGACAAAAUGCUCCGCAGCCAGCCCUACCAGCACUACUUCGACCCCGUCCUCCUCCAAGACCGCAAAGAAUGCCACGCAGCCUGCGACCGCUACAACGCCAGCGCCUCCUCCCUCUCCACCAGCAACGGCAACACCAGCAGCAGUCUCGACCGCGGCCGCCUGUUCGACCAGAUCCUCAAACCCCACAAGCGUCCUGAAGCCCCUGGGCGGCAAUACGCGCACACCGCCCCCGUCGGCUCGGUAGAGGACCACUCGCUCAUUGAAUCGCCUUUCAAAUGCGAGUUCGGGUAUAACGUGCAUAUCGGGCGGGAAUGCGUGGUGGAUGCCGGGUGCUACUUUCAAGACGCGGCGGACAUCAGUUUGGGACAUGGGGUUACGCUCGGGCCGGGCGUGAAGCUGUACUGUGUUACGGUUCCCGGGUUAGAGGCGGGGACGAGGGGUGGUAGUCAUGGACGGGUACUGGCCGGCGCAAUUCGGAUUGAAGACGAUGUUUUCAUUGGAGGCGAAGCGAUCAUUAUGCCUUUUGUGACGGUGGGAAGAGGCGCGCAUGUCGGUGCGGGAUCUGUGGUGACGAAGGUGAGACUCUACUCCUCCCCACUCCGCUCUCGUUCGCGGCCCCGCUGACUGCAAUGUCUCCAGGACGUCGAAGAGUACACCGUCGUCGCCGGCAACCCGGCCAAAGUCAUCCGACGCAUCACCAAAUCGAACGCGGGCCGGCGGUGCAGCGCGCAGAUUCAGCGGCAGCAGGAUGAGAUGCAGGCUUGGAUGCGCGGGUAUGCGGAUUCGGGGUUUAGCUGGUAUACGAGUGAGUUUUGAUCCAUCUCAUUACUGGGAAAUGCAUUUGCGGUGGUGGCUAAUACGGUUUGUGCUUGAUAGGGGCGCGAUUGUAAUGUUUAUGAGUUGGAUGAAUGAAGCCUGUCGAAUGAUUGAGCGGCUUGUGGGUGAUGAUAAUCUAGUCAUGUAAAUAUAAUGUCAAGCUGUAUAGCGUCAUCUGUAAAUCGCGAACGGAUC
Neohortaea acidophila is the source of this 2815-nucleotide messenger RNA. RefSeq lists its product as uncharacterized. Gene Ontology annotation, biological process: regulation of DNA-templated transcription. Gene Ontology annotation, molecular function: acetyltransferase activity; zinc ion binding; DNA-binding transcription factor activity, RNA polymerase II-specific. The record is from RefSeq and is a predicted model, not a curated record. The coding region runs from base 188 to 2428 and encodes 746 amino acids. The transcript has a single exon. Lineage: Eukaryota; Fungi; Ascomycota; Dothideomycetes; Mycosphaerellales; Teratosphaeriaceae.